GUAUUACAAAUUGAAUUUAAAAAAAAUUAUUAGCUGUGAAGUGAGAGAAAUAGAUUCUAAUAUUUAUACCGUGUAUUACAAAAUUAUGAAUGUGAAAAAUAAGAUAGUUAGGAGCUUAUUAAGGCCCAUCUAUUAUGGUAAACUUGGCUUCAGCUUCAUUUAAAUGACAAAACUCCAUUGUCCCUACCAAACUACACAUUCUCAGGGGUGUAUUGAUAUGUUUAAUAAUUGUUGUAAUUUUUCUCAUUAUAUUUCUGGUUCUUGGCAUUCAUAGUAUGUGUUUAUUGCAAUGUCUCUCGAUGUAACAACGACUCUCAAUUCUCAGAAUUGGACCCAUUCUGAUAUCAAACUUCAAAAUGGGAUUAAGGAAUACAUGUUUAAUGUUACGGCCACUAACUCUAAAUCAGCUAACGAUUUGGUUUCGAAGUUAGAUGGGGUUAAAGGUCAAGAAUCAGAGGUCGUCAAUAUUGUUGAAGUUCAAUAUCAAAGAGAAUUUAUUUCACAAAGUGAUUCUAAAUCAACUUCUGAUGUGAUAUCGAGACAAUUAAUUGAUCAAGCAAGGGCCAGAAAUGUAUCUGGUGGAUAUGCUUGUGAGUGGUGUGGAAAACUGUUUUCUGACAGCGUGAAACGAGCGCGGCAUCGACGAAGGGCACAUACCGGAGAUAAGCAAUAUAGUUGUGGAACAUGUCGAAAAGAGUUUCGUGACAAAUUUAGUUUUGAUCAUCAUCUUCAUGUACAUACUGGUGAAAAACCAUAUGCUUGUGAACAUUGUGACAAAAAAUUUGCGCAUCCUGCUACCUUAAAAAAUCAUAUGGUGGUGCAUACAGGAGAAAAACUAUUUAUAUGUGGAACUUGUGGAAGAGCUUUUGCUCAUUCAAGUACAUUAAAAAACCACUUACGACUACAUACUGGUGAAAAACCACAUAAGUGCUUGGUUUGUUUAAAACAGUUUACACAAAUAUCGGUAUUGACAAAACAUAUGAGAAUACACGCUAUAGAAAAACCUGUAACUUGCCCCAAAUGUGAGAAAAGUUUUUGUGAUGAUUCUCAUCUCAAAGAUCAUUCAAAAAUACAUGUUGACGAAAAACCGUUUCAAUGUUUAAAAUGUGGUAAACGAUUUUUGAAAGCCUCACAUUUACGUGAUCAUACAAAAAUUCAUACUGGUGAUAAACCUUUUCAAUGUAAUAUGUGUGACAAAAGGUUCAUUAGAAAUUCUCAUUUAAGAUCUCAUACGAAGAUUCAUGGUGUUUGGAGCACAGCAGAGUCAGAAAUAAACUCAAAUUUAGGCAGUAAAUCUUGUUUUGGUAAUAAAUCUUUAAAAUGUGCAAUCUGUAACGAGGAAUUUUUCAACGCCACAACUUUAAAGUGUCAUUUAGACUCUCAUCGGGUUGACAGUUCUUACUCUCGUCCCAUAGAAACAACUUAGGUUCUGAUGUCCAAACUGAUUUCUAUGCAGUUGAUUGCGCGCUCCAGAAGUGUGUGUAACAAUAUGGAGGUAACAAAUUUUGUUCGCCUACUUUACGUCAAGUUGUGUAAAGGGACUGAAAUCUAUGGCAGGGGGUGUAUUCACUUGGCUAACACAGAAAGUCCUCGAACUCAUAAUAGAACUAAUAUGAGGAAACUCGUAAUAAAAUUAUGGCCUAACUAACUCUAACCUUGCAUACACACUAUGGGAGUACCGGUUAAUAUGCUUGCUAAUGGGAGUACCGGUUAAUAUGCUUGCUAGUUCACUUUUUCCUAUGGAUAUCCCUCCAAGUGUUGAAAUAUCUUGAAUUUUUGUGAAUUAUUAUCGCAAUUUUACCUUAUUACUGCAAUUUUCACUACUUUUUACUGAAGACUGCAUAUUAUCAGUCUUUAACAUAAUUUUUAAACCUUUAUACUUUUGAGAAAUUUUAUUGUAGAUUUUAUAUCAAUUUAUCGAUGUAUGAAAUACUCUAUAUUUCACUAUCAAAAUAUAAUGUUCCAAUAUACAUUUCCCUAGAAUCAACUUUCUAAUUUUACGUUCAUUAUGUCAUGUUAAAUUACCGGUAGUAGUCAAAGUAUUUUAUUAAGGAUGGUAAAUGUUGUGCGGCCGUAUUCAAUACUCAAUUUCCUGUUUUUUCACAUACCUGAUUGCCACCAUUUUGUUUAAUAAUUAAUUUAAUGAUACUAUAUUUGUUGAUUAAUGCCAUAUCUUUAUUACCCUUUCUCUUUUAUUAG
This is a messenger RNA of Styela clava, 2199 nucleotides long. RefSeq lists its product as uncharacterized. The record is from RefSeq and is a predicted model, not a curated record. NCBI's taxonomy places the organism in Eukaryota, Metazoa, Chordata, Ascidiacea, Stolidobranchia, Styelidae. Gene Ontology annotation, cellular component: nucleus. Gene Ontology annotation, biological process: regulation of transcription by RNA polymerase II. Gene Ontology annotation, molecular function: RNA polymerase II cis-regulatory region sequence-specific DNA binding; DNA-binding transcription factor activity, RNA polymerase II-specific.